Messenger RNA from Lolium rigidum, 729 nucleotides. Its product is annotated as transcription factor RHD6-like. The transcript is spliced from 3 exons. The coding region runs from base 1 to 729 and encodes 242 amino acids. NCBI's taxonomy places the organism in Eukaryota, Viridiplantae, Streptophyta, Magnoliopsida, Poales, Poaceae. Gene Ontology annotation, cellular component: nucleus. The record is from RefSeq and is a predicted model, not a curated record. Gene Ontology annotation, molecular function: RNA polymerase II cis-regulatory region sequence-specific DNA binding; DNA-binding transcription factor activity, RNA polymerase II-specific; protein dimerization activity. Gene Ontology annotation, biological process: regulation of transcription by RNA polymerase II.
AUGGCUCUAGUGGGUCAGCCAGCCAUGCUCUGCCACGACGACGGCGUGCCGCCCUUCAUGGACGCCGGCGGCCUCUCGUUCGGCUACGGGUACGAUCACCACUACCAACCUUUUCUCCUGGAGGAGGAAUGCUUGCUCGGCAGCCACGCAUGGGAGCUGCCAACCGGCGACCUCGGCGCCGAGCCUGGCAACGCCAGCGCGUUCGAUGGGCACGACGUCGGCUGGAAGCACCACGCAACCGGCGUCUCCUCCCCUGUUUCGAUGCUCUCGUUCGAUGACCCGUCGGCGUCGGCGGCGUCCGCAUCGCACAAGCGACCUCGUGCGCUCGCGCAGGCAAAGCAGGGAGCGGACCAAGAGAGCACUACCGAUCCCAAGAGGCAGUGCGGCGGCGACAGGAAAGCGGCGAUCAAGCCCAGAAAAACGUCCGCGAGCACCAGUCCUCCACCCAAAGAGCCACAGAGCGAUGCUGCCAAGAACCGUCGCGAGCGGAUCGGCGAGCGGCUGAGAGCGCUGCAGGAGCUGGUGCCCAACGGCAGCAAGGUGGACAUGGUCACCAUGCUCGACAAGGCCAUCACCUACGUCAAGUUCAUGCAGCUCCAGCUCACGGUGCUCGAGACGGACGCUUUCUGGCCUGCGCAGGGCGGGGAGGCGCCGGAGAUCUCCCAGGUGAAGGCCGCGCUCGACGCCAUUAUGCUCUCGUCGUCACAGCAGAAUCAUCAAUGGAUCUAG